Molecule: messenger RNA, 5852 nt
Organism: Paramacrobiotus metropolitanus
Lineage: Eukaryota; Metazoa; Tardigrada; Eutardigrada; Parachela; Macrobiotidae
Exons: 35
Coding region: 181-5640 (1819 amino acids)
Biological process (GO): regulation of glutamate receptor signaling pathway
Source: RefSeq, a predicted model, not a curated record
CCACAUACGUGCCGUCAUUAUUGCCGGAAUAAAAUAAAGGCCCAAUGCGACGGUGUCGACGGGUUCAGUUUACGGACUUGCUCACUUCCCGAUCACUUGAUUAAGUGCGGGCAGCCCAGCGGACCGUUGAUUGUACUGUAUUCGCCAUCCACGGCGCUGUACGACGCCUAGCACGCAGAAAUGCCUCUCAAGAUCUCCGCUUUCCUGGCGACGUCGUUGCUUGUGGGACUUAGUUAUGCGGCGCUGAUUCCAUCCAGAGACGGCAGCUCCUGGGAGGAGGAUUUUCUGGAGAAUGGCGCAAUCGCCGACGAUCGUCCCGACUUCCUUAUUGACGAAGCUGAACUGUUUGGCGUUGCGUUGUCUCCAAUUUGGAACGUAAAUGACGUCUACGCCGCUUGUGGAACCACGCGUGCAUGCAUUGGAGAUUCUGAUAGCUGUGUUUCCGGAAAAAGUUGUGAAUUUCUUCUUUCAUAUGGUGCCGCUGGUGGUGACAAUAAAAUUCCAGUGGAACUAUACGGCAAAUCUCCCAAGUCAAAAUAUAGCACCAAGUUCUGGGUUGGAUUCGGAGUUAAUUUAUCAGGGAAAAUGACAAAUGCAGCCGUUGUCCAGUGUGCGCGUUAUCCUGAUGGCUCUGGAGAAGUGGUUGCUGCGUAUACAAGUGGGAAACAUUCGUAUCACACGCUGGACAACAGACAACUUGGAAUCAGCAAUAUCACUGUCACCUCGGAGGACGAUUAUCAGCAUUGUUCUUUUGAUUUGGAUGUGCAGCGAACAGUUGAUGGGACUGUUUAUGAUCUGGAGAAAGCGUAUCAUAUUCUGGUGGGCUCCGGAAAAGUGAAAGAUGACGAUGACUGGGAUGAGGUGGAUGAUGAAGAUCACUACGUAUACCACCACUGCAACCGAACACGGCAGUGUUACGGUGUCCCAGCCGGAUGUAUAGAAGCAAAGAAUUGUUCCCAGUUGAUCUCAUAUGGAGUGCAGCAUAACCACCGUAUCCCGGUGGAUCUCUAUGGAACCGCGCCCAAUGCGACGUACAAGAAAGACUUCUGGGUUGGCUUCGGAGCUUCACAAUCCGGCGGCAUGGAUCUGAGCGCUGUUGUACAGUGCGCGCACUAUUCGGAUGGAAAAUCUGAUGUUGUUGCCGCGUUUAACGCUCCCCAGCACAAUUACGAACCGCUUACUCGGAAGCACGAAGGUAUCCAUCACAUCAGAACGCACUUCAAGAACGGUUUCGUGCGAUGCGCCUUCGAACUUAACGUGGAGCGCAAUGUUUCGGGCAUGCUUUUCGACCUUCGCCAGCCGUAUUAUCUGCUGCUGGGCUCGGGCUGGAUCAAUGAAACAGCAAGACAUAAAUAUGAUCUGAAAUGGCAUUUGGAGAAACCAUUUAUUUCCAGCCAGAAAAUCGUUUUUGCGUGCGGUAAUAAAUGCAAACCAACCGAAACGUUUAUUUUAUCGAAUGUUUAUGCCGAUUGUGGAACAACACGAAAAUGCAUUGGUGUGCCGGACGGAUGCGUUGACCAGAAAAACUGUCUUCAGUUGUUGUCCUAUGGUGCCGCAGCUCACAAACACAGCCGCACCAUCCCCGUUGAUAUCUUUGGAGCGCCACCGAAUGCGACGUAUGCCGACAAUUUCUGGGUUGGUUUUGGAGCAUCGGAAUCCGGUGGCAUGGAUUACACUGCUGUUGUUCAAUGUGCGCAGUACUCCAACGGCACCGUUGACGUUGUGACCGCUUACAACGCCAAAGACCACAAAUACGUAUCGCUUCCGCAUCAUCAUGCUGGGAUCAAGAAUAUUACCACGACAAAAUAUGAUGGCUAUGUGCAGUGUUCCUUCCAUUUGGAUAUUAGAAGAAAAGUAGCCCAUGAUGUGUACAAUCUGCACAAACCAUAUUAUUUGCUGUUGGGCUCCGGAUGGAUUAACCAAACUGCAACGAAUACUUACGAACUGAAGUGGCACUUACAGAAGCCGGCUAUUUCUAAGGAUAAGAUCGUAAUGGCGUGUGGGAAUAAAUGUGGAGACAACGAACCGGAAAUCGCUGAUGUUUACGAUGAUUGUGGAAAUUCGCGGCAGUGUUACGGUGUUCCAACCGGCUGUGUGGAUAGUAAAAACUGUCUGCAGUUGCUUUCCUACAGCAAUCUUAACACUGGUACCAACACUUUGGACGUCGAUCUGUACGGCACAGCUCCGAAUUCCACAUAUCAGAAUGAUUUCUGGGUUGGUUUCGGAACGUCACAGUCUGGAGGCAUGGAUUUGACCGCCGUUGUGCAGUGUGCGCAGUUCUCCAAUGGCAAUUCCGAUGUUGUUGCCGCCUACAACGCACCUAUGCAUUCUUAUCAACCAUUACCUGAUCGCCACAACGGAAUUUCGCAAAUAUCGACUAGAUUUGCUGGCGGAUUCGUUCACUGCGCUUUUAAACUGGAUGUGACCAGAAAUGUCGCUGGAAACUCUUAUGACCUCCGUAAAGCAUACUAUCUCCUUCUGGGAUCUGGCUGGAUCAACGAAACGGCUCCCAGUACAUAUGAACUGAAAUGGCAUCUCUCGAAGCCGUACGCAACGAAAGAUAAAAUCGUUAUGGCAUGUGGUAAACAUUGCCGCAAUCGACGAUCUUCGGCCGAAGAAGAAGUUGCUGAAUUACCAAGUUUCGAUGAUCUGUACGCAAAAUGCGGAAAAGCACACAAAUGCCAGGGUGUGCCGGAAGGUUGUGUGGAAAAGAAAAACUGCCAACAACUCUUGGCCUACCAAGCAGCUUUGAACGGUCAAAUUCCCAUGUGGUUGUACGGAUUUCCCUAUAAUGCCACAUACAAAGAUGAUUUCUGGAUUGGUUUUGGAGCUUCGAUUUCCGGCGGAAUGGAUAAAACGGCAGUAGUUCAGUGUGCGCAUUAUUCGAACGGAACGAAUGACAUCGUAGCAGCCUACAACGCACCCGACCAUGAAUAUCAACCGUUGACUGAGCGGUAUAUCGGCAUUACCCAUCGACAUGCUUUGCUGGUGGACGGUGCUCUCCAGUGCAGUUUCCAUCUGGAUGUUCAACGAAGUAUUAACGGAACAACGUACGAUUUGAAUACCCCUUAUACUCUUUUACUGGGAACGGGAUGGAUCAACGAAACGAUGCCCAAUGAGUACCAGCUGAUGUGGCACUGGCAGAAGCCUCAAAUUACACCAAAUGUCACAUUUGCUUGCGGUAACUACUGUCCGAGUCCCACAACCGGUUUUCCCGCCGUCUACGAUCAGUGCGGAAAAUCGCGUCGAUGCUUUGGAGUUCCAGCAGGAUGUCUGAAUACUGGAAAUUGUCUCCAGUUGCUGUCCUAUGGUUCAUCAGAUAACAGCACAAAAAUUCCAGUUGAUCUUUAUGGUGUGAACAAUGAUCCCAAGGUGCACCAGUACUGGGUUGGAUUUGGAACUUCGAUCAGCGGCAAAAUGGAAUCAUCCGCAGUCGUUCAGUGCAUGAAUUACGGUAAUGGAUCUUCCGGUAUUUUGGCUGGAUACAAUUCGCACGGUACCGACGGCCAUCAGUACGACGUACUAGUCAAUACCCGUCUGGGAAUUUCGGAAUUCUCCUCGGCAGUUCUGGAUGGCUAUGUUCAGUGCUCAUUCAACCUUGAUGUGACGCGCACCAUUUCCAAUGUUGUGUUUGAUCUCCGUACACCGUAUACUAUUCUCCUUGGAAGUGGAUCUAUCACAGGCGCCGGUAAUCCAGAUUAUCACGAAACCAUCCCGACGAUAUUCUCCCCCAAGGUCGUAAUGGCUUGUGGGAAUCGCUGUCCGCCCAGUGCGUGCACCGGUCAGAACUGCUUCGGUGUGCCGGAAGGAUGCGAAGAGACCGGCAACUGUCAAGCCCUUCUCGCCUGGAGUGCUGUGCCCAAUGGUGAGCCAACUUCCGCCGGGGUCAUCCAAGUGGGACUGUACGGGCGCGUUCCUGACCGGGGUAACGCUUCGGCAUUUUGGAUUGGUUUCGGUGUUACGCACACCAAGAACAUGAGUAAUGCCGCUGUGGUGCAAUGUGUGAAGCGACCCGAUGAUAAGGACAACGAAGUGCUGGCUGCUUAUAACGGAAACGGGCGCCAGUAUGACGUUCUUCCGGACAAACUGUACGGUAUUCAUAACUCGUCCGUUUCGAUGACGGAUGGGGAAAUCGGCUGUACAUUCCAACUGGAUAUUGUCCGUGAGAUUUCCAAUGAAACGUUCGACCUGCGCGAUUACAUGCAUAUUUUGUUGGGAAGCGGUGGCCUGCGCGAAAGAAAUGGCACUCUUCUCCCAGGGAAACAUCUCUCAAGGCCCAGAAUUUCCGCCAAUGAAGUGGCUCUCGCCUGCGCAAAAGACAACUGCUCAACCACCCAGCCACCAACAGUACCAACAACUCCGCCGCUAACAACGGUAGCACCAACAAAUUCCACCGGAAAGUUUGUCUUCCCGAAAGACUGCGAAACCACUGACACAUGCACCAUUGUGGCCACGUUCCAAACUGAUCCCGACGACAAUGGAAAGGUCGCCGUGACCUUGGAAGGAAAAGCCGAUGCCGGGCAGGAGACGUUCUGGUUUGCUUUGGGAGUGGCACCUGGCAUGUCAAUGGCUAAUGCCAUGGUGUUGGAAUGCGUGGUUUGGCGAUCGAACGCCUCGAUGCCAGCCCAGCCGGGAGUUUUUACAUCGUACAACAGCGAUGAUCACAAAAAUUUUCCAACGGCCAUGAAUGGCGUAAUGGCAACUUCUAUGAAAGCCGUCGAUGGAAAGUUCACUUGCUCCAUGACAGUCGACGUAGUACGAACAGUGUUCUGGAACGACAAAAAUGCCACCUUCGAUCUGAAUACUCCUUAUUAUUUGCUACUAGCUAAGGGAUCAGUGACUAACGACCACACGAAAGAUUACCAUCAGGACAAGAGGGUUUGGUCGACCGUAACUGUGGUUGUGAAUAGUACGUCUGGAGGCGAUAUUCCUGUUGCUCGUACUACCAACGCUUUGAAAAAAACACACGCAAUACUGAUGGUACUCGCAUGGAACUUCUGCGCCGCAAUGGGAAUGUUUUUUGCACGCCAUACUAAAGACAUGUGGCCCGAUACUCAACCUUUUAAGGUCAAACUGUGGUUUACGAUCCAUCGUGUGCACAUGGUUUCCGCAGUUGUCCUGUCUAUCACGGCUGUGGUCAUAAUUUUUGUGGAUAAACAGCAAUGGUUGGAUGUUCCUCACGCCUACACCGGCAUUAUUACGUUCGCUCUGGCCUUUGUCCAGCCGAUUAUCGCCACCUUCCGACCCCACCCGGGUACGCCGAAUCGCAAAUAUUUCAACUGGAUUCACUGGAGUAUUGGAUACGGAGCACUGCUGUUAGCCGGUGUAACAAUGGCUUUGGGUACUCUGUUGGACGCCUUGGACAUCGAUCCCGUGGCUACGUGGAUUGUGGUAGGAGCAUACGCUUACAAUGCCCUUCUGCAGCUGAUCUUGGAAAUCCACAAAGCAGGACAGGCAAAUAAGAAACGCCGCGAGUCCAGAGAGCAUUUGGCCAAAACCGAUGAUAAGCCAGAAAAGGUGGAACCGGUUAUUGAGCCACUGGAACCGGAUGAUAUGGUUCGAAAGGUUAUCCUGGGUUUGACUUGGCUGGGAUUGUUUGGUGAUACGAUUGCAGUGAUUGUUUUCAUUGCCAUUGCGUAGUGAUUAGUCGAUUAUGUGCCCUUAUAGGGCCAUUAGUCGACGCAGGUUUUUGCAUUUUACCGGUGAUUUAAUUUUAUUUCUGUGAUGAAUGUUAAACUUGAUCUUGGCCUGUUGUGAGUGUUCACUUCUUCGCCAGAAGUGUGCUCUCCUGCCAUUUGUUGAUUUAUUGUUCUGUGAUUUUGGUAUCGAAAGGAAAAAAAACUUGUCAGUAA